AUGAAAGCUGAUCAUGUCCUGACAGCACUGCUGCUCACACUGCUACCCCUUGCGUCCUGCUUCCAGGAUGUAAAUGCGACCGAGGAAAGGGCCGCGCUGAGGAAACUCGUGGCCAGCCUGCCGAGCUGCAUGAUCCCGUGUGCUGCCACUCAUGCACCCAAAGACUGCCCCCUGACGACGAUGAGGUGCGUCUGUCGGCCACCAAGCAAAGCAGUCGAGGACUGUAGUGUCAAACAAUGCAAUGGCUGGGACCUUAUCGUUGGUCGGCGCCUGAUAAUGGAAGCGUGUGGUGUUCCUCCACCCAACGAAGGCGUCCCCCUUAUGGCGCAGCUCUGGGCUUCAACAGCCGUGUGCAUCGUGGCGCUGUGCAUGUGCAUCGCCGCCCGACUGUUUGGCGGCCAGGGAGGGAUCGGCUGGGACGACGCCUGCGUCACUGGGGCGAUCUGCUGUCUGGUUAUCACGGUCUCUGGCACCCAAAGUGCGGUCACACACGGCCUUGGACGUGACGCUUUUGUCAAAUCGCCCUACGACCUCAACAUAUCGACCCGGUGGUUCUUCAUCCGGUCCAUCGUCUUCUUCUGGACCGCCGCCGCCUGCAAGGCAUCCCUCCUGUUCCAGUUCUCGCGCAUUUUCAACUCUGACGGGAUCGAUCCCCUGUGGCGUCUACCGUUUCGUGGACCAGCCUGGUCCUUCAAAAUGGUUCUGCUGUGUACACACAUGGUCAACCUCGUUACUUGUGUUUCCUUUACUAUAUUUGCGCUUGCACAAUGCGCUCCGAUGAGCUAUUAUUGGACGCAGUGGAACUCACCGCAAAAUGGCUCAUGCAUCGUCAACAAGCGCUUACCGUCUUUUGGUCAUUCAAUCGUCGGGGUGUUGCUUGACUUCUGGAUCUUGGCGCUGCCGUUGAGGUUGAUCUCCUUCCUGAACAUAUCCAAAGGGACCAAGGUUGCUGCCGCCAGCAUGUAUUGCUUGGGAGCCCUUGUCACCGUCAUCAGCAUCGUCCGCGUCAGCAUCCUCAUGAGAGACCUGAACAUCAGCAGCGACCUCCUCUCCAACUACAUCGCUGUGACCAAAUGGUCCCAAGCCGAGAUGGCCACAGCCAUCGUGUGCGCCUGCAUUAUCCCGGCGAAGCAGUUCUGCGUCCGAGUCCUGCCGCUCCCGUUUUGGCGUUUAAAGAAGGCGUUGCUAUCUGCGCGUCGCCAACGGCGGUCCAUGGCGACUUUAGAAAACAGCGGGGGCGAGGAAGGUGGCAUUGGGAGUUGGGAGCAUAAUGACCAAAAGACGUUGGUCGGAGGAGUUGCUACCACCCGUGGGAAACACAGUCAUACCGGCUCGACUGUUUCCAAGGAUGAGGCGAAACUAGCGGUUGUGGGUGCCCAGAGUGACUUUGUAGAGCUUCAGUCGGUGGACAGCUACCCGCCGGGAGACCCCCAAGCAGUACAUCCGGCAACGGAGCAGCACGAGACAGUCCCGGCUGCAAUAGGCCGCGUGGUGGGUGACCCGAAAUAG
Molecule: messenger RNA, 1509 nt
Organism: Pyricularia oryzae 70-15
Lineage: Eukaryota; Fungi; Ascomycota; Sordariomycetes; Magnaporthales; Pyriculariaceae
Exons: 5
Coding region: 1-1509 (502 amino acids)
Source: RefSeq, a predicted model, not a curated record